AUUAAUUGUGAUUAGCUGCUAAAUUUAAAGUUCUUUUGCACUUGCUCAUCUUCCUCUGGUUCAUGCAAUGUGAAGUUCUGGUGAUGCAGUAGGGUCUAAGUGAUGUAGGGUUGAAUUGAUCAAGUAUCUUCUUCAAAGGCCUUUAAAGUAUUCAAGCUCCUGGAGAAAAUAUGGACAACAAGACGUGGAUUUGGAGGAAAAAAUCUAGUGAGAAGCCCGUUCUAGCAAACGACAAGUUAGAUCUUUCUGUGAAAGGAAAUGAACAAGAGAUACAGAUACUUUUGACUGAUAAAGCACAAUUAGAGAAUGAUGUGAAAAGCUUAAACGAGAAGCUUUCUUCUAUCCUUGCUGAGUGUAAUGCCAAAGAUGAUCUAGUGAAGAAACAUGCAAAGAUAGCACAGGAAGCAACCGAAGGCCAGAAAAAGGCUGAAGCUGAAGCAAUGUUUGUAAAGCAAGAACUAGAUGAAGCUUCACAGCAGAGAUGUGCUGCUGAAGAAAGAAUAAUUCAUUUGGAUGCUGCCCUCAAGGAAUGUAUGGAGCAGCUACAUUUUGUUCGACAAGAGCAGGAGCAAAGGAUUCAUGAUGCAGUGAUGAAGGCAUCUAGAGAAUUUGAAAAAUCCCAGAUGAUUUCAGAGGAGAAGUUGGCAGAGACCAGUAAAAGGCUUUCAAAACUAGGUGUUGAGAAUACUCAUGUUACCAAGGCUCUCCUAGCAAAGGAAAAGAUGGUAGACGACUUAACUAGACAAAAGAAUCAAUUAGAAGCUGAAUUUAAUGCAUUAAUUACUAGAUUUGAUUCCACAGAAAAAGCAAAUGCUUCUCUGAAAUAUGAAGUUCGAGUGCUUGAGAAGGAGCUGGAGAUCCGGAAUGAGGAGAGAGAAUUUAAUCACCGAACUGCUGAUGCAUCACACAAGCAACACUUAGAGAAUGUGAAGAAAAUUGCCAAGUUAGAAUCAGAAUGUCAGAGGCUACGUCUCCUGGUAAGGAAGCGGUUGCCAGGGCCUGCUGCACUGGCAAAAAUGAAAAAUGAAGUAGAAAUGCUGGGGAAGGAGUCAAAUGAAACAAGACGGAAGAGUUUAAAUUCUAGUCCUCUUGGUUCAAUGGUUGGCUCUGCAGUUGACAACUCUCCUGACUCUCCCAGCAAACGGAUUUAUUAUCUGACUGAGCAGUUAUGUGCUAUGGAAGAAGAAAAUAAGACUCUCAAGGAUGUUAUUCAUAAAAAAGCAAAUGAACUCCAAUUUUCAAGAACAAUGUAUGCCCGUGCAGCUUUGAAAUUAUCAGAGGUUGAGUCACAGCUUGAAGAAUUAUCAAAAGGUCAGAAAAUCAUGGAGCCAACCAGGAACAGUGCUAUCCCAUAUGAAUUCUCUCUGGCUUCAAUGUCAGACAUUGGUAGUGAAGAUAAAGUCAGUUGUGCUGAAUCACGGGCUUCAACUUUGAUCUCAGAAUUGGAACACUUCAGAAUACAGAGGGGGUCGCCAUCGUGCAAAACUGUUGGAGCUUCUGACAUAAAUCUGAUGGAUGAUUUUGUUGAAAUGGAAAAAUUGGCUAUAGUCUCUUUUGAUAAGCCAUCAGGGAGUUCUCAUGUUUCUCCAGAUGAAGCUAAUGCAAUUGUUGGCCCUUUUGAAUCUGAGUCUAGGGGGAAUUUCUCAGAGGUCGUGAGUAGGGAGAUUGUUCAGAAUUCUGACUGUCUGUCUAACAUUGGUGUGCCAAAUCAGGAAAACAGAUCCAGUGAUAUUCUGGUCGCAAAAGUUCCUGGUUCACUUUGGGUUCAUGAAAUAUUGAAGUUGAUCUUAGAGCAAAACCGUGUCACACACAGAAACACUUCUGAGAUACUUGAUGAUAUUAGAGUAGCUUUGACAUACAUAAAUCAUCCAAAAAUCAGUGAAUCAGUUGAUGCCAAGGAGAGCACGUAUCAUCCUGAUACAUCAAGUUCACCAAAUUUUUGUUCAGCAACAUACUUUAAUAUCUCAAAGGAAGAGAAGACAGACCAGCAGUUAUACUCUGAUCUGAAUGAAUCAAUAUGCAAAGUAGCUGAGCUCAUUGAAGGCAUCUUAGAUACAUUGUCCAAGAAAGAUGGAAGUCUUCUCUCAUAUAAAAAUUCAGAAACACCUUCUGGCUACACUGUUCGUGUUUUCCAAUGGAAAACUUCUGAGCUUAGUGGUGUUUUACAGCAAUUUGUUCAUGCCUGUUAUAAUUUAUUGAACAAAAAGACCGACUUCAACAAAUUUGCCAAAGAGUUAAGUACUGCUUUGGACUGGAUAAUGAACUAUUGCUUUUCCCUUCAAGAUGUUUCCAGCAUGAGGGAUGCUAUAAAGAAGCAUUUGGGUUGGGAUGAAUCAAGGAGUGAAAAUGAAGUCGAAUUUGGAAUGAUUAGUCAGUUUGCAGAAGCAGAUAGACUACAUCUUCCCAGAGAAAACUUGUCAUCCUUGUCAAUGUUUGCUGCUUCAAAUAGCCAUAACAACUUUUUCCAAAAGGAAGAAUUUCAGUCUGAUAUGAGAGAAGAAAAUAAAAUAUUAAGAAAUGAUUUCAUCAAUGCAGAAGUCGCAAAGAAAGAUGUUAUAGGGAGUAUCCUGUCAGCUGAUAAGAAUCAUCCAUUAACGAAUCAACUUCAGGAAUCAGAGAAAAUCAUUUCAAACCUGCAAAAUGAGUUAGGAACUUUUAGAAAAUCAAAGGACGUGAUUCAGGAUCAAGUUAAGAAUCACAAGUUGAUUAAUGAAGGUCUUGAUACACAACUUUCAGUGGCCAGAGUUGAAUUGAAUGAGGCUCGCCAAAAAUUUUCAUCACUAGAAGCAGAGCUGGAGAAUAAAAGUAAAAGCUGUGAAGAACUGGAGACCACAUGUCUUGAACUCCAACUUCAACUUGAGAGUGUGACAAAGAAUGAAUUACAGCACAAAGAACACAAGCAGGAUGAAAAGAAAAUUCGAACUGACUGGGAGAUUACAGCUGCUUCUGAAAAGUUGGCGGAGUGUCAAGAGACUAUUCUAAACCUAGGGAAGCAAUUGAAAGCAUUGGCUUCUCCAAGGGAAGCAGCCCUUUUUGACAAGGUCAUCUCUACCCCAACGGACACAAUUACUAACGCUACCGAAAAUAACACUGCCAUCUCUACCCCAACAGACACAAUUACUAUCCCUACCGAAAAUGACACCGCCACCGACACCGACACCAACACCAACACCACAACCCUUUCAAAGAAGAAGCUCACUACCCAAAGGUCAUCUCUGCUAGAUCGGAUGAUAGCUGAAGAUAAGGAUGUGAACUCUCCGAAGACCAAAGAAGGUGACGGCAAUUACAGUUCUAUGUUUGUAGUAGAACCAUUAGAAAAGAUCCUCGCUUCAAAUGAAAGUAAACAAGAGAAUGAGGAUUCUGUACGUAAUUCCUUGGUGAUUGUACCCAGCAGAAAACAAAGUGGUGCAAGUUUGUGGAAAAGGCUGUUUCGGAGAAAAAAGAACGUUAACAUCAAGAAAAUGCCACUUCCAUUUGCCCCGCAAACAUAAGCAAUGACAUUGGCAGAGGCUUGGUGCUCAGGAAUUGUUGUGAUGGCAGUUUUAAUUCGGUUUGUUGCACAAGGGAUUAAACUUUGGCUUGUAUUAGUUGUCUAGGGAGAGAGAGAUUGCAUGGUGUUGUGAAUUAUAUUAGUGUGUAUAUAUAUAGCUGAAAGCUAGAUAGCCUAGAAUUUAUUAAUGAAAAAAAAAAUACAAAAACAAAAUAAAUAAAUAAAAGAAAUUUGAUUUCA
Molecule: messenger RNA, 3730 nt
Organism: Pistacia vera
Lineage: Eukaryota; Viridiplantae; Streptophyta; Magnoliopsida; Sapindales; Anacardiaceae
Product: filament-like plant protein 7
Exons: 6
Coding region: 171-3491 (1106 amino acids)
Source: RefSeq, a predicted model, not a curated record